This is a messenger RNA of Mirounga angustirostris (Northern elephant seal), 3956 nucleotides long. It is a transcript of the gene SYTL3, whose product is annotated as synaptotagmin like 3. Gene Ontology annotation, molecular function: small GTPase binding; neurexin family protein binding. NCBI's taxonomy places the organism in Eukaryota, Metazoa, Chordata, Mammalia, Carnivora, Phocidae. The transcript has 19 exons. The record is from RefSeq and is a predicted model, not a curated record. Gene Ontology annotation, cellular component: exocytic vesicle; plasma membrane. The coding region runs from base 1207 to 3033 and encodes 608 amino acids. Gene Ontology annotation, biological process: exocytosis; intracellular protein transport.
CGCUCAGUAUCCCGGCAGCUCACCGGACCGCAGCAACUAAAACAAAACAAAUGUACAGAAGCCGUUCUCCUGUCCGGCCCUUCCCUCCAGCUUGUACUGUGUGGAUUAAUUUGAACCUUCAAAUGGGUUCAGACAUCUAGUAACAAAUUGUAAAGGGAUUUCUGAAUAUGACGAGCAGCGUGAGAAAUUGCUCUCAGUCUUCCUGGAGAUCCAGGAUUAGGAAACUUCAGCUCUGAAGGAAACCUUCCUUUGGGGAGGAAAUCUGUCGGUUCUGCCUCAUGCCCAACUGCAGAGAGCUGGCCAGUGGAGAAAGACGCCAUUGCCUGCCUCCUUGUGGGAAGCAGAGGGCAGCUUCACCUGAGAUCCCAUUUUAGGUGUCCUUCUGCCUGCCUGGUUCUGGGCCCCCAGCGGCACCACGCUCCUGAGCCGAAAGGGUCUUUUCACCAUCUUCCAGUUUUCUCUGGCUCUUCUGCGGUGGACCUGGAAGCCCACUAGAGACUCAGAGCCUCGGGGAACUGAGAUCUGCAAGUUCCAUCUGUUCAUCCAGAAACUGGGGACCAAGGAGGAUUGAGGCUUUGCACUGGUCAUAACAGUGAUUACCAGCCAGCCUGGGCUAGAGCCCAGAGUCCUUGCUGCUUGGUCAUUUUUCCAUCUUCUGGAUAGGAAGCCUUUUGAAGACAGGCACUGGCUUUCAACUGGCUGGGCUUUUAAUGACCAUAACUGCUGACCUGAAGGCAUUGGAGGGGAAGGUUAGCAUCUGAAUGUCCUCGAUACGCUUCUGCUGCCGUUUCUAAGUUCCCGCCGACUGGGGCUCACUUCUGCUUUGCAGAAAUUAUCUGCUUGGAGCCGUGUCUGAUUUAUAACAAUCUCUGGCAAAACCUCAGAAAACAGAUAUGCUUUGGGGUUAGACGGACAUCAGAGGCAGCAGUAAGGCUCCGUGGAAAGGCUCCCCAGGUUGGCAUGAGGCUCGGGGAGCCACGAGUCCAGCUGAGGGGCAGUCUCUUGGAACUUUCUUCUCCUGAGGAGUGUGACACAGUUAAAAAGGACAAAAAAAAAAGAGUCACAAGCCAAACCGUUGCCACUAUAUAGGAGAAGGAGCACUUUCAAGCACUUGGGGCUGCUCCUGGGCGCUCUGAGCUCACCCACAGCACAGGGGUACUCGGCCAUGGAGUGACACUCGGCUCAGGUCUCUGCACGAGAGAAGGAAUGGCCCGGGACAUCAAUCUGAAUUCCCUCCAGGAGUUGGAACGCGAGGUCAUCCUCCAGGUUCUGUACCGAGACCAGGCGGUUCAAAACAUUGAGGAGGAAAGGAUCCGGAAACUGAAGACUCACUUGCAGCAUCUCCGGUGGAAAGGAGCAAAGAGCGUGAGCCCGGAGUACAAAGAGAAGUCGUGUGCACGCUGUCAGCGUGAGCUGGGGCUUCUGCUGAACCGGGGGGCCGUGUGCAAGGGCUGCAGCCACCGCGUGUGCUCGGAGUGCCGAGUGUUCCUGAGGAAGACCGAUGCCUGGAAGUGCACCGUGUGCUUUGAGGACAGAAAUGUGAAAAUAAAAACUGGAGAAUGGUUCUUUGAGGAACGAGCCAAGAAAUUUCCAACUGAAGGCAAACACGGGACAGCCGGAGCAAAGCUCUUGCAAUCUUAUCAGGAGCUGAGCAAAAUUUCUGUGGUUCCUCCUACCCCACCUCCUCUGAGCGAAAGCCAAUGCAGUAGCAGCUCGAACAGGGAGCUUGGUCAGUUUAAAGGAUUUAAUAAAUCCGUGGAAAAUUUGUUUCUGUCUGUUACCACCCACAUGAAAAAGCUUUCCAAGUCCCAGAACGACAUGACCUCUGACAAGCAGCUCCGGGCCACGGGUCCCAGGCAGCAUGCUGGCCAGACGGAGAGGAGGAGCCAGUCGGACACUGCUAUCAACAUCACCACCAGGAAGGCAAGCGUGCCGGAUAUUCUGAAACCUCUCGAUCAAGGGAGUCCCAGACGCCUUACUAGCCCUGUUUUGAAGCAAGAGGAUCUCUCAUCCAGGCCAAUUCCCAGCACUUUAUUCUCAGGAGGCUUGAGACACGCCAGUCUAAUUAGCAUUAACAGCACUUGCACGGAGAUGGGCAAUUUUGGCAAUGCUAAUGUCACUGGAGAAAUAGAAUUUGCCCUUCGCUAUUGUUUCAAAACCUGUUCUUUAGAAAUAUGCAUCAAGGCCUGUAAGAAUCUUGCCUAUGGAGAGGAAAAGAAGAAAAAGUGCAAUCCGUACGUAAAGACCUAUCUACUGCCUGACAGAUCCUCCCAGGGAAAACGCAAGACUGGAGUCCAAAAGAACACGGUGGAUCCAACAUUUCAGGAGACCUUGAAGUACCAGGUGGAGCCCGGCCAGCUGGGGACCCGGUGGCUGCAGGUCUCUGUGUGGCACCUGGGCAUGCUCACCCGGAGGGUGUUUCUUGGAGAGGUGACCAUCCCUCUGGCCACAUGGGACUUCGAAGACCGCACAACACAGUGUUUCUGCUGGUAUCCACUGAGGGCCAAGGCAGAGAAACUUGAAGACAGCAUUCUUCCCAGUAAUGGAGAACUUGCAGUCCGGGCCAAACUGGUCUUCCCUGCAGGGCCCAGAAAGCUCCAGGAGGCCCAAGAAGGGACAGAUUGGCCAUCCCCGAACGGUCAGCUUUGUUUGGUCGUGCUGGGAGCCAAGAAUUUGCCCGUGCGGUCAGAUGGUACCCUAAACUCAUUUGUUAAGGGCUGUCUCACUCUGCCAGACCAACACAAACUGAAACUGAAGUCCCCAGUUGCGAAGAAGCAAGCUUGUCCCCAGUGGAAGCACUCCUUCGUGUUCAAUGGCGUGAGCCCUUCCCAGCUGAGACAGUCAAGCCUGGCAUUAACCGUCUGGGACCAGGCCAUCUUUGGUGUGAACGACCGCUUGCUGGGGGAAGCCUGGCUCGGUUCUAAGGAAGCCGGAGCUGGUGGUGAGGACUCAGGCUCACCGUCAGAGCGUCAGUGGCAGAAAGUUCUUUCUAGCCCCAAUCUGUGGACAGACCUGACACUCAUCCUGCACUGAAGCCAGGGUUCCAGUCUGUGGUGAGAGUUUAGUGCUGCAGGCCUGACGGUUAGCUGAGGCCGUGGGCAGGGACACUCGCCGUGGGCAGCGCUGUCCCGGAGCCUGCACGUUCUUCCACAUCCCUGUGUACAGCACUUGUUGCUAUUGUAUCAAUAGGUCUGUUUGGUUUUCUGUGCUCUGAGACACGUGGAAAACGGCCAGAUUUCAAUAAACGUUUCAAUAAACGCCCUGCCUUGUUAUAUGCAUUUGAAGGACAACUAGAGCCCGGUUCUGCUUUCCGGAGGGGCACCCCGUGCCCCCGACGCACGCCCGUACACAGCCAUGGCCGCCUCUCAUCUUGCACAGCUUUUAUUUCUCAGGUCUGGGGCGCAGGGCUCACCUGCACACGGCUCCCACCCGAGCAGGACGACGAGCCGGUGGAGUGUGAGAGCUGACAUUUCGACAGAUUUUCAAGGACGCGGGAGAGAACUGGCGAGGUCAGAGCAGGUUCUUCUUGUGGAAACAGACAAUACCAGGUGGGAAGAGUCCCUCUAUAGCGGGAGUCUGGAUGAGCCAAACAGCAUGUGUCUUUUUCAAGGAAGCUCGGAGAGAAAACUGAAAUGCGCAGUUACAGGCACAAGACAGGCACAAGGGCACUCAAAGUAAAAAAAAAAAAAAGUCAUUUUUACAGAUGUGAUUACAGCGGUUAAGCCACCUCCUUACUGCCCUCACGUCAGAUCAAGUGCCAUGGUAACAGGGUUUUUAAUACGUAAUUCUUUUAUUCUGUAAAAGGUAACAAAAUAUACAGAAUGAAACUUUCCCUUUUUUAAACUAAUGUUACAAACCCAUAUUGUCACUUAUAUAUAAAUACUCUUCUCUACAGCUGAUCAUUAAUUAGGUGUGAGUCCAACAAUGUGGCCCUCUGUUAAGCAAAAAAAAGAAAA